GACAUGAAAGAAGGGAUUAAGUCCAGAAGAUGGCGGUAAUGCAGCUGCAGUCAGACACCAAAGAAGAAGAAGGAGAGCUACAUGGCUAAGCUAAGUCAGAGAGGGUUUCCUGUUUGUUCCUCACUGUCUCUGUUAAACAGUACUGUGCUGCUCGUCCAGGAUGCUGCUGGUUUUGUCUGAAGAACAUAAAGAGCACCUCGCCUUCCUGCCUCAGGUUGACGCCGCAGUUGGAGAGUUUGGUCGCAUAGCGCUGGAGUUCUUAAGGAGAGGAACGAAUCCCAAGAUUUACGAGGGGGCAGCCAGGAAGCUGUGUGUUCCUGUGGAAAUGGUGCAGCAUGGAGUGGAAGGCCUGAUGUUCCUGAUGACCGAGAGCUCCAAACACAUGAUCUCUGAAGUGGAUUUCCUGGACUCGGUGCUGGUGUUGGGUUUUGGUGAGGAGCUGAACCAGACUCUCUUACAGCUCUACCUGCAGCACCACAGUCAGAUCCGCAGCAUCCUGAGUCAGCUGCCCUCCAACCUGCCUGCCUACCACAACCUGGAGUGGAGACUGGAUGUACAGUUGGCGAGUCGUGCAGUCCGUCAGCAGGUGGUGCCCAUGCUGACGUUGCGUCUUCUCCUGACGGGGGGUGGUAACGGCGGCAAUGACCGCAGCGGGAGGGUUCUCCAGACAGACCCCAGCACCCUGCUGCACCUCAUCUCCACUCUGGAGGCCGCUCUGGCCGCCAUGAAAACCAGCCAUGCUCGCCGCAUAUUUCGCAACAUCAAAUAACCCUCCAGGUCACUUUGUGUGUAACGUGUGCCUCCUGCCUCCUGCCACCUGCGACACGUCACUUUACUAACUUUCUAUCUGGAUGUUCUACCGUGUAGGGCUUAGCUGCUCCUGCAUGGUAAAUGAGGCUUUCCUCCCUCUGACUGGUGGCUUUAUUAGCCUGGAGUCACAUGCGCCAGACGGUAUUGACUGUAUUGUAUACAAGGUUCCUACAGUGCUGCUGAUAUUGUAAUAAAGUGUAAGACGACAGGAAAGCCAUUCUUGUGCAGCAACAGUGUAAAGGCAAGAAGGCCCUUACUUCCAUCUGUGUCACCAUGAAUGGAGAACAACGCAAGUGUUUCAGCCCAGCAGAGCCGUAUGUUAUUAUUAUGAUUAUUAACAUGUGUAUUCAAUUAAUGUUUGUAUGCUGCAUAACAAUGCUUUUGAACCGUU
Molecule: messenger RNA, 1201 nt
Organism: Cottoperca gobio
Lineage: Eukaryota; Metazoa; Chordata; Actinopteri; Perciformes; Bovichtidae
Gene: commd2
Product: COMM domain containing 2
Exons: 6
Coding region: 161-769 (202 amino acids)
Source: RefSeq, a predicted model, not a curated record